This is a messenger RNA of Kogia breviceps (pygmy sperm whale), 1944 nucleotides long. NCBI's taxonomy places the organism in Eukaryota, Metazoa, Chordata, Mammalia, Artiodactyla, Physeteridae. The record is from RefSeq and is a predicted model, not a curated record.
AGGAGGGGCCGACCCAAGACCCAGUCAGAGGAGCAGGAUGGAGGGGAGCGUGUUAACGCUGGGGCUGCUGGCUGGCCUGGUCGUGUGUGGCAGCUGGGGCCUGAACGAGGAGGAGCGGCUGAUCCGGCACCUGUUUGAGAAGAAGCUCUACAACAAGGAGCUGCGGCCCACGGCGCACAAAGAGGAGACCGUGGAGGUCACCCUGGCCCUCACCCUCUCCAACCUCAUCUCCCUGAAAGAAGUUGAAGAGACCCUCACCACUAACGUGUGGAUUGAGCACGGCUGGACAGACAGUCGGCUGAAGUGGAAUGCCAAAGAUUUUGGGAACAUCAGCGUCCUGCGUCUGCCCUCUGACAUGGUGUGGCUCCCAGAGAUAGUGCUGGAGAACAACAAUGAUGGCUCCUUCCAGAUUUCCUACUCCUGCAAUGUGCUCAUCUACCCCUCAGGCUACGUGUACUGGCUGCCGCCCGCCAUCUUCCGCUCCUCCUGCCCCGUCUCCGUCACCUACUUCCCCUUCGACUGGCAGAACUGCUCCCUCAAGUUCAGUUCCCUCAAGUACACGGCCAAGGAGAUCACCCUGAGGCUGAAGCAGGAGGAAGAAGGUGGCCGCCCCUACCCCGUGGAGUGGGUCAUCAUCGACCCCGAGGGCUUCACAGAGAACGGGGAGUGGGAGAUAGUGCACCGGCCAGCCAGGAUCAACGUGGACCCCAGUGCCUCACUGGACAGUCGCAGCCGCCAGGACGUCACCUUCUACCUCAUCAUCCGCCGCAAGCCGCUCUUCUACGUCAUCAACAUCCUGGUGCCCUGCGUACUCAUCUCCUUCAUGAUCAACCUGGUCUUCUACCUGCCGGCGGACUGUGGCGAGAAGACAUCAAUGGCCAUCUCGGUGCUCCUGGCCCAGUCUGUCUUCCUGCUGCUCAUCUCCAAGAGGCUGCCAGCCACAUCCAUGGCCAUCCCCCUCAUCGGCAAGUGCGUGCCGUCCCUGCCUGCCUCGCCCCGCCACUCCUCGCCCUGGGCGGGGGCUCCAGGCUGCACCUGUGCCCGCAGGUUCCUGCUCUUUGGCAUGGUGCUGGUGACCAUGGUCGUGGUGAUCUGUGUCAUCGUGCUGAACGUCCACUUCCGCACGCCCAGCACCCACGUGCUGUCCGACGGAGUCAAGAAGCUCUUCCUGGAGACCCUGCCGGAGGUCCUGCACAUGUCCCGCCUGGCAGAGGAUGGGCCCAGCCCUGGGACCCUGAUCCGGAGGAGCAGCUCUCUGGGCUACAUCUCCAAGGCAGAGGAGUACUUCUCGCUGAAGUCCCGAAGUGACCUCAUGUUUGAGAAGCAGUCAGAGCGUCACGGGCUGGCCCGGCGCCUCACCACCGCACGUCGGCCCCCAGUAGGCUCUGAGCAGGACCAGCAGGAGCUCCUCAGCGAGCUGAAGCCAGCUGUGGACGGGGCCAACUUCAUCGUCAGCCACAUGAGGGACCAGAACAAUUACAAUGAGGAGAAGGACUGCUGGAAUCGGAUAGCCCGCACAGUGGACCGACUCUGCCUGUUUGUGGUGACGCCGAUCAUGGUGGUGGGCACAGCCUGGAUCUUCCUGCAGGGCGCCUACAACCAGCCUCCACCUCAGCCUUUCCCUGGGGACCCCUUCUCCUACCGGGAGCAGGACAAGCGCUUCAUCUAGAGUGGGCCUGCCCUCCCCGGCCUGGCCCAACAACCAGGGCAGGUGGUGGGCCUGAAAGGGAUGUACAGGGGGUGGGCUGGAUAGCUGUGUGGACAGGGGUGUCUGGGAAACAACCAGAUCUUCCUGGGCAGACCCGUUCCCAGCCCUGAGACUUUCAGCCCCGUUGGUCCUGCCAGGCUGGGGCAGAGAUGAGCUGAGGUCAAGGGAGGGAGGGGGAAGCCCUGAGUCUCAACAGUGGUUCCUUUGCAAAUAAAGCCAGGAGCCACCGGAGAAGG